This is a messenger RNA of Saccostrea echinata, 1854 nucleotides long. RefSeq names its product alpha-amylase-like. Gene Ontology annotation, biological process: carbohydrate metabolic process. The transcript is spliced from 8 exons. The coding region runs from base 1 to 1572 and encodes 523 amino acids. Gene Ontology annotation, molecular function: cation binding; alpha-amylase activity. The record is from RefSeq and is a predicted model, not a curated record. NCBI's taxonomy places the organism in Eukaryota, Metazoa, Mollusca, Bivalvia, Ostreida, Ostreidae.
AUGGCACUUUUAUGCGGUCUAUGGAGCCAAUCCAAUUGCCAACAAGGUCGAGAGACCAUUGUUCAUCUCUUUGAAUGGAAAUGGAACGACGUGGCUACCGAAUGUGAACGCAUUCUGGCACCAGCUGGGUUCUGUGGUGUACAGAUCUCUCCUCCUCAUGAAAAUAGAAUUGUCAAACUUCCUCUCCGACCCUGGUUUGAGCGUUACCAGCCCGUCUCCUAUAAACUGGUGACAAGAAGUGGCAAUGAACAAGAAUUCACAGACAUGGUAGAGCGGUGCAACAAAGUUGGCGUCAGGAUAUACGCAGACGUUACUCUUAAUCACAUGGCGCAGGCAGGCUCCAGUGGACUUGGUACAGCUGGGUCUUAUUACUCCGACCCUUUAUAUCCUGACGUCCAGUUCUCCGAAUCAAAUUUUAAUAACGCACAAAACUGUUCAUCCAAGGACCUUACAGUACACAACUACACAAACAAAGUAGAAGUUCGAAAUUGCAGACUGCAAGCACUAAACGAUUUGAAAAUAUUUUCCAGUCACAUUCAAGAAACCCAAUUAAAGUUCCUAAACAAGCUAACAGACAUUGGAGUGGCAGGUUUUCGGAUCGAUGCUGCUAAACACAUGUGGCCUUCCGAACUUGAACGGUUAUAUGUCAAGCUACACCAUCUGAGUACAAAAUAUUUUCCUUUUGACACGCGACCUUUUAUCCUUCACGAAGAUUUGGUAAUCGACACUGUUGGACUGUCCAGUGAUAUUCCUGAAUAUACCAAAUUGGCCAAGGUCACUAACUAUGAUUAUGGAUACUUUCUCGCAAGGGUAUUUCUAGGUCACACAGAAAAUCUGAGAAUACUGACAGAUUUAGAAUUAAGACACGGGUGGCCAGCAUCUGAUGACGUCAUGGUUUUCAUUGAUGACAGUGCGAGUCAACGUGGUUAUGGAACAGCAAAAGUUUUGUCCAAUUUUGAUAAUCCCCGUUUGUAUAAGAUGGCAAACGUGUUCAUGCUUGCACAUCCGUAUGGAUUGGCAAGAGUAAUGAGCAGUUACUAUUGGCCGAAGACAAUGGUCGACGGUAGGGACGUUUACUCUUGGAUGGGCCCACCAGCAGAUUCUAAUAUGACCACACUGGGGGUCUUCUACAACAACAACAUAAAUUGUCAAAAUGGAUGGAUCUGUGAACAUCGUUGGAGACCAAUAAAGAACAUGGUAGGUUUCCGAAAUACCGUGGGUCGUGCCAGAAUAUCGAACUGGUGGAGUAACAAUCAAAGACAGUUUGCCUUCGCCAGACAAGGCAGGGGAUUCGUCGUCAUGAACGCCGGAAAUUCCGAGUUAUCUGUCAAGUUGCUCACUGCUUUACCAAGUGGAACAUAUUGUGACAUCAUAUCCGGUGAUUUUGCGAAUGAUAAGUGUACUGGAAAGAUAGUAACAGUAAAUAACCUUGGACAAGCCAAUUUCAUUAUACAUUCUCGAGAACAGGAACCGAUGAUUGCAAUACAUGUUGAUGCAAGGUUAGGAAGCUCUAGAGGACAAACCUCCAGCAAGAAUGGUUUAUUCCCGGGAAUCCUCGGGAAGAGACGUUGAUAUCAGGCGUAUGAUGUUUUUUAAUUAUAUGAUACUGAACACUUCUGAUGUUUUUCCUUAAGCUCCUUUUAACUGCUUAAUCAUCUUUUAAAAAAAGUGCCAGCAUUGUGAUGUAUCUUGACCGUAAAAAGGUUGUAGAUUUUUCCAUAGACGCAUGUUUCUGUAAUAUUUUUUAACCCAUAGUAUAAUAAUAACUCCGAACUACAUGGAGUACCCCCCCCCCCCCCUCCCAAGAAUCGCAGUCAUUUACACUUUCAGACUGGCAAAAUUGUUCAUUUUCAU